AUGUAUUCAACUUAUAGUUUACAUAAAUUAAAUUACAUUUCCAAACAACCAUUUACGUAUCGUGUUAGAAGAUUUAUCAAUAAAGAUAUACCAUUUUUUAAAAAUAUAACACCACAACGUUUUUAUGUCAGUGAUUCCUCAAAAAAAAUAAAUUUAGACGAUUUAUUAUCGCAAAAAGACGAUGAAUUAGAAAAGAAAAAAGAUUUAAAGAAAUCAACAACGAAAAAAGAUUCAGUCGAUUCAGCAUUGGAAGAUGAUUUAAAGGAUUCGGAACUAAAAAUUGACUUGAAGGGUUCAGAAGUGGAAAAAGAUUCACAAAUGAAAAAUGUGAGUUCUGCAGUGAAUUCUGAAGACGAAACGAAAAUUAAAUCCAAGAUGUGUGAUAUAUUUAAAAGAAAAUCAAAGAAAUUAAAAUCAGGUUCAUGCGAUUCACCGAAGAAAGGGCCAUGUGAUGCGCCAAAGAAAUGUGAUACGUGCAAUUUACCGAAAAGACCCGAGCCAUGCGAUAAAUCAAAGAAAUCUGAUCCUUGUGAAAAGAAACCUGAUCCUUGUGAAAAGAAACCUAAUCCAUGUGAAAAGAAACCUAAUCCAUGUGAAAAGAAACCUAAUCCUUGUGAAAAUAAAUCUAAUGCUUGUGAAAAGAAACCUAAUCCUUGUGAAAAUAAAUCUAAUGCUUGUGAAAAGAAGUCUAAUCCUUGUGAAAAGAAAUCUGAUCCUUGUGAAAAGAAAUCUGAUCUUUGUGAAAAGAAACCUGAUCCUUGUGAAAAGAAACCUGAGCCUUGUGAAAAGAAACCUGAGCCUUGUGAAAAGAAACCUGAGCCUUGCGAAAAGAAACCUGAGCCUUGCGAAAAGAAACCUGAGCCUUGCGAAAAGAAACCUAAGCUUUACGAAAAUAAACCUAGUCCAUGCUGCAAUAAACCAAAGAAACCUGAUCCAAGCUGUGAUAAACCAAAGAAACGUGAUAAAACCUGUGAUAAACCAAAGAAACCUGAUUCUUGCCCUGAUAAACCGAAGAAACCUGAUUCUUGCUCCAAUAAACCAAAGAAAAGUGAUUCAUGCGAUGCCCCAAAGAAAUCGGAUCCUUGUGAUUGUGAUGUCAAGCAGCAGAAAGCUAUGAAAGUUGAUGAGUGCCCAAAGCUUAAAUCGUGGUUUUCACGAAAGAAAUCCAAACCCGCAUCAAAAAAAAUCGAUUCAAGUUCACCACCAAAGAAAAUCGAUUGUGAACCAAAGAAAUGUGAAGAAGUCAAAAAAUGUGACGAUUGUCCAAAUAACAAUUACUUAGAUGAAUUAUUAAAUAAAAAAAAAUGUGAUGAAUCAGUCAAAUUUCAAUCUUCAAAAACUUUCUCAUUUGAAGAACUGUGCGAAAAUAAAGCUAAGUUGAUAAAAAAACCAAGCAUGAUGAAUUAUUUUAGAAGCUUAUUUAGUACUAAGAAAAGAAAAUAUCAUCAUUCUUCAUCGCCAAUCGGUGCACAAAAUUACACUAAAAUAAGACAUCUUUGUGUGCCAACAAAAAAAUAUUUUUUACACAAUCGCAAACAUUUUAGAGAGAUACACACGAAUAACAAAACAAAUACACCAAUUUAUACAUGGAUUUCCAUACCAAAAUUUCGGUUCAUAAGUGAAAAAACAGGCAGUAGCUGUCGUGAAGAAAUUAAACCACAAACAUGUACACAGUGCAAUCGCUUGAUUGAUCAAAAUCAUUGUACCAGCAAUAUCAAUGAAAAUGAAAAUCGUGACUUGGUUACAAAAAUAACAGUAUGCGACAAUCAUAAGAAGAAAAAAGUCGAAAAGGAUUAUGAUGGUCGAGAUAUAUAUGAUUUUGAAGCAAGUUUAAAUGUUAAAGGAGAAAAUUCGAAACAAUCGAAUGUGGAUUUAACAUGUUUAGAAGAAGCAUUAGCAGAUGUUAUAGAGAAAACAUCAUGUAUUGGCAAAGCAACAGUGAUUCAUUGGAUGACUGUAAAACUGCAACCAUGGCAUUAAAGCUUAGUGAUCGAAAAUUUAUUAAGAAGGCACCAUCCUUUAAAAAAUCAAACAUAUUAAAAUGUUCUUGUUGUCUGAA
Messenger RNA from Chrysoperla carnea, 2059 nucleotides. RefSeq names its product zinc finger protein 43-like. The coding region runs from base 1 to 1980 and encodes 659 amino acids. The transcript has 2 exons. The record is from RefSeq and is a predicted model, not a curated record. NCBI's taxonomy places the organism in Eukaryota, Metazoa, Arthropoda, Insecta, Neuroptera, Chrysopidae.